UUCUGCCCGACUGCCGAAGCCUCUGUUUGCAGCUCGGCAAGACUCUCAACUUGGAUCUAGUACGCUUUAAUCAAAGCUAUAGCAAUCAGUUGAUAAAUCCACAACCAACAGACAGCAAUGCGAAGGAAAUCAAGGAUAUUACUGUGCUUUGCGGUCCUCUGGGUGCUUGGCAUAGCGUAUUAUUUCUAUUCGGGAACAACAUUAAAUCGAAAGGAUGACUGGAGUGCAGGUGACUCGUCGAGUAGACACCAAGCCCUCAGCAACGCAGACGACAAAACACACAGUCUGGAGACGCUGGCACCAGGAAAGGUGCGGUGGCAGGACUUUGACCAGGACCUGUACGUGGGGGCGACGGUGGUACGGCCAGGUCAGGACCCCUACGCCCGGAACAAGUUCAACCAGGUGGAGAGCGACAAGCUCCACAUGGACCGCGGCGUGCCCGACACGCGACACGACCACUGCAAACAUAAACAGUGGAAGACGGAGCUGCCGUCGUCUAGUGUCGUCAUAACCUUCCACAACGAGGCGCGCUCCGCCCUGCUGCGCACGGUGGUCAGCGUCUUGAAGAAGAGCCCCGCCCACCUGGUGAAGGAGAUCAUCCUGGUGGACGACUAUAGUGACAACGCUGAGGACGGGGCCUUGCUGGGGAAGAUCGAGAAGAUCCGGGUCCUCCGCAACGACCGGCGGGAAGGUCUGAUGAGGUCCAGGGUCCGAGGGGCCGAUGCUGCUACUGCCUCUGUCCUCACCUUCCUGGACAGCCACUGCGAGUGUAACGAACACUGGCUGGAGCCCCUGCUGGAGAGGGUGGCUGAGGACAAGACGCGGGUGGUGUCCCCCAUCAUCGACGUCAUCAACAUGGACAACUUCCAGUACGUGGGCGCCUCUGCAGACCUCAAAGGAGGGUUUGACUGGAACCUGGUAUUCAAAUGGGACUACAUGACUCUGGAGCAGAGGAGAGCUCGCCAGGGGAACCCCAUAGCUCCCAUCAAGACUCCUAUGAUAGCUGGGGGACUCUUUGUGAUGGACAAGGACUACUUUGAGGAGCUGGGGAAGUACGACAUGAUGAUGGACGUGUGGGGAGGAGAGAACCUCGAGAUCUCGUUCCGUGUGUGGCAGUGUGCAGGCAGCCUGGAGAUCAUCCCUUGCAGCAGAGUGGGUCACGUCUUCAGGAAGCAGCAUCCCUACACCUUCCCAGGAGGCAGCGGGACUGUGUUUGCCCGGAACACGCGGAGAGCUGCGGAGGUGUGGAUGGACGAGUUUAAGAACUUCUACUACGCUGCCGUGCCCUCGGCCAGAAACGUGCCCUACGGCAACAUCCAGAGCAGGCUGGAGAUGAAGAAGAGACUGGGCUGUAAGCCGUUCAAGUGGUACCUGGAGAACGUCUACCCUGAGCUCAGAGUUCCAGAUCACCAGGACAUAGCCUUUGGAGCACUGCAACAGGGGGGAAACUGCCUGGACACCCUGGGUCACUUUGCUGAUGGCGUAGUGGGCAUGUACGAGUGUCACAAUGCCGGUGGCAAUCAGGUACCGAUCGGGGCUCAGGAGUGGGCCCUGACUAAAGACAAGUCUGUGAAGCACAUGGACCUGUGUUUGACAGUGGUGGAGCGCACGGCAGGGUCGCUAAUCAAACUGCAGGGCUGCCGGGAGAACGACAGCAGACAGAAAUGGGAGCAGAUCGAGAGCAACUCCAAGCUGCGUCACGUGGGCAGCAACCUGUGUCUGGACAGCAGGAGCGCGCGGGUCGGAGGCCUCACCGUGGAGGUCUGCAGCUCCAACCUCAACCAGCAAUGGAAGUUCACUCUCAAUCUCCAGCCCUAGAGACUCCACACACACACACCGACAACAUCCGCAACACACCUCCUCCUCCUGCAAUUCCUCCGCCCUCGAACCUCUUCUCCAUUCCAGCCGUUGGGGGGGAGGGAGGGGGAUGCAGCCAACCAAUUGCACCACCUGGUACCACCUCAUACACGCCUUCUGGGGUGGGUCUUGUCCAUUUAUGGAGAGAGGUAGGAUGGGAAGUAAACUAAGGUGGGGUGGUGGCAGUAGUGGUGUUGAUAAUGAUGAAAGUGAAGAUGAUGUUUUCCAUCCAACUACAUACCUCAGUGUUUCAUCUUUGGUCCUGCUCUUGGAGAGAGAAAAUACCUUUUAUUUCCUUCAAUCCAGGUGAAAUGGAAUGACUCGGUGACUUAGUUUCUUUGAAUUUGAUGAACUUUUUUUUUAAUUUUUUUUAUUUUUUUUUUAUUUCCACCGAAUAUCACAGAUUAUUUCCUGAAAUGGAAGUGACUAUUUCUUUGUUAGUUUUUCUCAAGUAAUCUAUUGUUGUGGAAUGUAAAGACGUAUUCUACAGAAGUUUCCUAGAGAUGCAGACCUGAGCGCAGGUGGAAGGUUGGAGUUUGAGUUUGGGCUUGAUCCUGCUCUCUGAAGGGAACGGAAAGCUAUGCGCUGAGCACACCUAUGUUCACUUACGCUGAGCCCUGAUUGGCCACUUGGAUGGCAUGAACAAAUAAAUGAAAAAAAUAUAUAAUUUCUACGGAGUGUGAUUGUACUCCUGUCCCAUGUGAUGUGAGACCGAGUCAGAAUAUUUUGGGGUCAAAGAGUUGACCAGAACAUAGAAAUUCAACCAGGACAUGGACCCGAGUCUGCUGGAAGGUCCUUAUGCAGUAGCACCGGUUGCUAUGCUCUUCCACCCUCCAUCACAACCUGUCAGAAAGUACAUACAGUAUAUUUUCUUUCUUGUUUUUCUUUCUUUCUUUCUUUGGCAAAGCAGUACUCUGUCCAAAUUGUUUUAAUGUUUCAGUUGUUGUGCUCUCAAGCAAACAGUAAAACAAUGUUUUGUGUAUUGUAGAAUAAUCAAAUGAGUAAGAUGGUUAUUGAAUGGAUAUUUCUGUUUGUAAUCUCUCUGGUUCCUCUAGGACUGUUCCCUUGUGAGAAACACUUGUCUACUUCCUUGGUCAAAGAUUGUUUCCUUUUUUUCCUGUGUCAGUGUUGCCAUGGUACUUCUAUGUAUUCUUGAUUACCGUACAUCAAAUUAUAUUGCUUACAGAGUAAAGUGGGAACCAUACUAUCUGUGCUAUAAGUGUUCUUGAGAUGUUGUCUGACAGCAUUCUCAUAAUGUACUUUGGGAGUCCUUAAGAGUCCUUAUUAUGGUCUGUGACGGAUGAUCUGCCAUUUCUAGAAAAAAUCAGUGUCCGUUUGAGGUUACUGACAAGAAAGAACAGCAUGUGUUUCAUCAAUCUUGAAUUUUCUGUAAUUUCUGUCAUUAUUUCGUGUGCGCCUGUCAGUGUAUUUUUACCUACUUUGUGACUGAUGCCUUGCCUUUUCUAAUAUCUACCAUACUGUAAGGAAGAGUGUCUUUGUGUUGUUGGGCCACACUGCCCCCUGCUGGACUCACAAGGGAGAAAAGCAAUAAGAUUACCUGUUUCCUGUAACAUCAGUCAUUGCUGUGAAUUUGGCUUUCAUUAUCCUCCUCUUGUUCUGUAACAAGACAUCUGUAGUACUGAUGAGGCCCAGCAAACAGAGGCCACCUAUACUGAGAAGGCUGAUGUGACCAAAUUGGAUUGGCUCAUUUUUGUUGUGUCCAGGAUCAAGCCACCAUGUUAUAAAGAUUAACCUACUCAGUAACCAACUACUCAUUCAGUACUACUUGGCUAACAGUGUUUUCCUUUGCCGUUUUUGUGUAGAAACUCAUCUCCAGUCAGCCCAGAGCCCAAUAUACAGGCAUCUAUACCUUCACACUCCUUGUGAGAGAACUGACUGAUCCAACUUGACUGGACAGGUGAAAUGUGGUGCACUACUCCACCUUUAUUCUAUAAGUCUGGUCAGGUCAGUGAUUUAUCCCAAGGGAGGAUAAAGGUAAAGGAGAAUAAGUAUUUGUAUAGGGCCCUAAAACUGCUUUAGCGGAAAGGAUAAAGCCCUUUUACACAGGUAACUUUAACUGAACAGCCAAACUGACCUUGGGGCUGUAGUUUUGGGGCAGGAGAUGGGGGGGGGCUGGUCCAUAGCUGCCUGAUCCAACUUCUCCAGUAUGAAAGAUAGUAGCUAAUCGGUGAGGUGGCGUGAUCCAAUCAGAAAGUUGGAGGACAGCUGGGCUGAAAAGGCAGGGCUAAUGGGGAAGUCUGAUUUGAUGACAAAAAGGUCACAUGGUGGGAAGUCUGUCCAAAUGUUCUGAUUGAAUGUUUGACAUCUUAUUGGACGUCCCAGUUUCCUGUCAGAUCUCCUCCUUCUGUGCUUGUGAGGAGAGGAAGAACUGAGUAAAAGCUUAAGAGAUUCAUGCUUUGGGUUCUUUUCAACACCAACCAGUUUUAAACAAAGACAGGCAAAUCAGUCAGCAAGCCUUUAGGUGAAAGUUUGCCAUUUAUUUUCCUUAAUUCUGGUGAUGCGGGAGAGGAGAAAUCAUCCUAGAAAUACAGACACAUUUUAAUUGGAUGAAAUGUUUACAUAGCACAAUGUGCCAAGUUAUUUACUAUUUGAUUUGCAUUGUGAAUAUAUUUGUACUCAAGAUUGGGACUUGGAGAAGCAUAAUGCCCAUUGACAUAAUUACAGAUAAUAAACCAAAUUCAGAAUCGUGAAAAUAGUAAUUUGAGAUAUUAUCUAGUAUGGUGUGGUCCUCUUUAAAAAAUAACUAUUGUUUGCUGUAGGACAAUUGGAUACAUUGGAAUUUAAAAUCAUGUGAAGUGGCCUGGAGUUAGCAUUGGGUAACAAUGUAAAAGUGUAUAUGUUUGUAUAUACAGUACGAUUGUGUCUGUACAGUAUGUACAUAUAUACACACAAGCAACAGCGGUUACUAGUUAGUUGGUCUACUGUACAGCGCUUCUAAUUGUUCAUUGUUUUAUAGAUAUGGCAGGAAUUCAACUUUGAAUGAGAAAAAAUGAUUAACUUAAAUAAAUGCAUUUAUAUACAAACAAG
Molecule: messenger RNA, 4905 nt
Organism: Osmerus eperlanus (European smelt)
Lineage: Eukaryota; Metazoa; Chordata; Actinopteri; Osmeriformes; Osmeridae
Gene: galnt2
Product: UDP-N-acetyl-alpha-D-galactosamine:polypeptide N-acetylgalactosaminyltransferase 2
Exons: 16
Coding region: 118-1818 (566 amino acids)
Biological process (GO): protein O-linked glycosylation
Cellular component (GO): Golgi apparatus
Molecular function (GO): polypeptide N-acetylgalactosaminyltransferase activity
Source: RefSeq, a predicted model, not a curated record